Messenger RNA from Acipenser ruthenus (sterlet), 3121 nucleotides. RefSeq names its product leptin receptor gene-related protein-like. Gene Ontology annotation, cellular component: endosome. NCBI's taxonomy places the organism in Eukaryota, Metazoa, Chordata, Actinopteri, Acipenseriformes, Acipenseridae. The transcript has 4 exons. Gene Ontology annotation, biological process: negative regulation of growth hormone receptor signaling pathway; late endosome to vacuole transport via multivesicular body sorting pathway. Bases 157 to 552 code for a protein of 131 amino acids. The record is from RefSeq and is a predicted model, not a curated record.
CCACGUAAAGUGUGUACUGUCUGUUUAAGAAAGUCAGCUGGUCGAGUGAGUCAAAUUGAUGCCAUACACGCAAAAACGUAGCAGGAAACAGGAAACAGGAAGCGACUGCAACCACUCAACAACAACAACAACGAAGAAACCAAAUCCUUUAACAACAUGGCCGGGAUUAAAGCUUUAGUUGGGUUGUCGUUCAGCGGCGCUAUUGGCCUCACAUUCCUAAUGCUGGCAUGUGGAUUGGAACAGUUUGGUGUGUACUGGCCUCUGUUUGUCUUGAUGUUUUACGUGGUAUCGCCCAUUCCUCACUUCAUUGCGAAGAGGAUUGGAGAUGACUCGGACGCUGCCAGCAGUGCCUGCCGGGAGCUGGCAUAUUUUUUCACAACCGGAAUUGUGGUCUCCGCCUUCGGGAUGCCAAUCAUUCUCGCUCGGGUCAAUGUGAUCGCGUGGGGAGCGUGUGGACUCGUGCUAGCUGGGAAUGCUGUGAUUUUCCUCACCAUCCUUGGCUUCUUCUUGGUAUUCGGCAGAAGCGAUGACUUCAACUGGGAACAAUGGUAGCUUACCCCCGAGUUAACACAUAGGCAUCACAAAUGAAGACCUAUUGACUGCUGUUUUGGUUGGUUUUAUUUUGUACAAGAACAUGAUAAUUAAGCACUAAAGCCAUUCUCUGCAAUUUUUUUUCUCACACUGACAUAAAAUAACAGUGGUUAAAUUCUUGCUAGAUUUCAGAAGAAAAACAAUUACAAAAUUAUUUUACAGUGGCUUCGGUUACGGUAUGCCAACUUCUGUCUCUAACGCAUUUCCCGUCUGUGAAGUCUAGAAAAUAAACUGAAACUUUUGAAAUACCAAAGAUCCAAAAAUGUUAAAAUAAAUAGCAGCAGUUUCAUGUUUUUGUAAAUGGACACUGCCAUCAAAUCUGGGAAUACAAAAUAACAUUUCCUACAUCUAUUUUCAAAUUUUGGGAUUCUUCCGCUACGUCCCAACCCUGCCCCGUUGUAUAGCUGUCCGCCGUGACCAACACUGAAGGAGAGUGUUCAUCUUAUUGUCAGCUUUACCAUAGAAGUUUACAAGUGUAGCGAUUGAAGUUCUCCGCUACCUGGGCUUUAUUUGCUGUACAAACACUGACAUGGUGUGAUUUGAAUGGUCUGAUCUAUGAUGAAUAUGAUUGCUGAUGCUCUUUAACUUGCUACUUUUCGAUAUUAAUCAUUACACGUCAAAUUACCAAAAAAUAUGAGUUUGACUAAAGUAGAUUUAUAUAGGAUAAACGUCGGUAAAACCACUCGCUAUUUUUUAUUUUCUUACCAAAAAUAAUCAUUUAGAAAUCCUCUCUAGUUUGUGCAGUUUUUAUACUUCCUGUCUGUCCGUCUCUGUUCCGCUCUGAAUGGCUAGGCGUCGCUGUCAGUCAAAUCAGUGGUCUGUUAGUACUGUGGUUUCGCUGUCACUGUCAUUUCACCCUGUUCUGACAGAUCUCAUUGCCUGAAGCAGCGCUAGAAUGCUCUCAUUCGUUUAAAUGCCUGUCAAUCAUCAGACCAGCACGGACUGUACACUUUCAUUUGCCAGCUACAGUGUCUGUCAUUCAAUGCACCGACUUUGAAAUUAGCAGGUAAGGUGUAUGUAAGCUUUUGCUAUUAAACGGUGACAGUUACUUGUUAGAGUGAAAAUGUGGUGCAAGAGGAAAACACUAAAUGAGUAUUGUGCAGAAUACCCUGACUUUGAAGUGAAAACUGUAAAGAAACGUGGGACAGGAGAUGAAGAAAAUAUCCUGGUCUGUAAACUGGUAUGUAACUGUGCAAAGCAGAAGUCACUGCAAAGGCAAACAGAAUGGUUGAACACAUGAAAUCACAACAAGGUCAUAAAAAUAUUAAGGCUAGCGCUCAGAAACUGUCUUAAAGUACAAUGGAUGCUUGCUUGGUGAAAAUGCAGGAAAAAAACCAAGAAUCCAGUGCUGGUUUCCCUUCUGAUUUAUUGCAUAAAUUGGUCAGAUUCUGCACAGAAUCUGCGCAGAAUAAUCUCUGUGAACGCACCCAUGGUAUCUGAGUCCAGCUGUGAGAGGGGGGAAGCUCAGACUGCAAAUAAGUGCAAGUUGGUUCUGUUCAACUAUCAGUUUUUUGUUCUGUGCAUAUUUUACUAGCAAAUGUAUGCUAUAAAAGUCUGUGUAGCAAACAUUUAAAUGUGGCGUUUUCUGCAGUUUAUUUGAGACAUUUUAUUUUUUUAAUAGUGUAGGAUCUUUAUCUAUACAAGACAUAGCUCCGCAUUGACCAAACGUCAUUUCAGUUUGAAUGUUUUUCUAUUAGAAUGUUGGUGACCAUGGUUUUGUUGCAUGUUGAACAAUACAGGGGCUUCGCAGUGGCAUAAACAGUCUGUUUUUUUUUUUUAAAGCAUAAAGGUCGAUUUCACCCAUUCUCUGCUUGAAUUGAAAAAUAAAGAUCGGGGGGAAAAAAAAAAGAAAAUCCGGUAAAUUCUUAAAAGUAAAGUUGUUGUUAGUCAUUGAUUUGGCAAAAAAAUAAAAAUCGAAUAGUAGCAAGCCAAAUUAUAAUCUAGUACACAGACUCAAUUAAGUUUCUUUUUAAUGAGGUCUUCGAUGAGAGUGCUUUCUAAUGCUUUAAAACCCUUUUCUUAUAAGCUUUACUAACAUUAUUACUGGUCCCUCUUUUACUGGGUUCAGAAUCUUCGUUCGUUCUUCGUGUUUUUCAUGUCAUGCAGAUAAUCCAAAACAACUCUAUAGAUAAACUGUUGUGUCCUGGUACCUUUGCUGUAGAUCACAUGGUCUGAUUGCAGCUAGAUCAUUGGUGGGAAUGUGUACUACAUUUCAUGAAGUGAUUAAUAACCAGGAAGUCGCAACAGCUUUUUUACAUUUAUCUGUAGCAUUGUUUUUUAAAUAUUUGCGUAUUCCAAAUUGAAGUAUGAAGUACAAGAAAGGAACCAAAGGUUAUUCAACGGGGCCAGUGAGGUCAUCCAUAACUAUGAAAUACUGAGUAGAAACACUAAAAUUAACUUCAUCAUAAAAAGGUCCAGUGAUAAUAUUGAUUGUGCUCUUAUGAACCUUUAAUAAUAAUAAUAAUAAUAAUAAUAAUAAUAAUAAUAAUAAUAAUAAACAACUAAGCCACCCCUGGCCCCUCAUUAAAAA